AUGGUAACCUCUGACGGACAUGCGAUCCGGGAGCAAGUUAGUAUACUUGGUAACAAUGUAGGGGGUACUAGCUCGUCCCUGGGUCCGCCUUCGGGGGAUCCCCGCCUACGUCCUCCGAUGGAGCAAACGCCACGACCGACGCUCAGUAGAGCAGCAGAUGGCGCAGACGAGACUCCAGCAUGUAUCCCAGAGUCUAAGCGUAAGCACCAUGGACUAUGGUACGAGUCUCUAGACUCAGACAAUCAGAAUCUUACAAGUGAGACCGGAUCCUUACGAGAUUUCGCACACCAGGAGGUACGUGCGAAGGGAAAUCCGCAUGGGAAGGAAGCGCUGGAGAACUUGUAUGACCGACUGCAUACCAAGGACCGCAAACAACAGCGUCGUAAGAUAUUCGUACACGAAGCUGUACACGAAGCGCCUACGAAGAAGGGUACGCCGAGUCAGGUACGCAAUCCGCACGCGCCCAGGGCAUGUCCCUUAAAACCCCAAAGGACGCGUUUCGGCAAAGGUGAAGAUGCAACAGCGGUAGCGAGGGUCAGAUGA
Messenger RNA from Sphaeroforma arctica JP610, 543 nucleotides. RefSeq lists its product as hypothetical. The coding region runs from base 1 to 543 and encodes 180 amino acids. The transcript has 2 exons. The record is from RefSeq and is a predicted model, not a curated record. Lineage: Eukaryota; Ichthyosporea; Ichthyophonida.